Centruroides sculpturatus (bark scorpion) is the source of this 901-nucleotide messenger RNA. RefSeq lists its product as uncharacterized. The transcript has 3 exons. The record is from RefSeq and is a predicted model, not a curated record. NCBI's taxonomy places the organism in Eukaryota, Metazoa, Arthropoda, Arachnida, Scorpiones, Buthidae. The coding region runs from base 1 to 741 and encodes 246 amino acids.
AUGGGUCGCUUAAAUGGAGCUUGUGUGCUAUUAGAACAAAAGCUAGAAAGAGAGCUGUUAUUCUUUGCUUGUUGCCAUCAUAUAUUUUACAUAAAACCCUGGCUUGGAUGCGACUUGGCAGUACAGGCGUCGUAUCAAGAUUUGUGCUUUUUAAAAACAUUAAAAAAAUAUGAAAAAGUUGACAAAUUACUUUCCCAGGUAGCUUUGACCAAGUUUUGUCAACACUUGUGGUACUUAUCUGAGGAAAUAGCCAUAUUAUCACUAUUCAAUGAUUUAGUCAACGAAACAACCAAGAUGAAAAUAAUAGCUAACUUGGAAUGGGAAAGUAUAUCUGAUUUUGGGAAAAGGUUUAUUUCAUCAAAAGAAGAAAUAGCCAGCUCUUUGUAUGUACAGUACUGUAUAUCUUAUUUAAACUAUACCUACUUUUUGUUUCAGGAUUGUUUUGUGUCUAGGAAGAGCAAAAAUCUGUUUACUAGGUUAAAAAUUAAAAGCAAUUUCCUUCAGGAAAGUGUUUCUUCAUGGGAAGAAAAUGCUUCUUUUGUGAAAGCUAAAAGAAAGGUCCUUUUUCUCAAGGCGGUGAAUGAUACAGCUGAAAGAGCUGUUAAAUUAGUGCAAGAUUUUCAUGGGUUAAUUACCGCAGAUGAAGAACAGAAGCAGUUUCUUUUACACUGUGUGCAAGAACACAGAAAACUGUAUCCAGACUGUAAAAAGGAGACAUUGAAUAGAAAAUAUCCACAAUAAUUUACAUUCAUACAAAUUUUAAAUAUUCUUUGUUGUCUGAUUUCCUUAUUUACCCAAUUAUUUAAUAUUACAAUGAUCUAGUCAUGUAUAUAUAUAUAUGUAUGUAUUAUAAUGAUGUAGUUGAGUGAUAGUCAAAAAUGACUUUAUAAAAACUUUGAGG